AUGGAAGGACUCUUCACUCUGCUCGCUUUGAGCAUUGUGAUGGCAGUGACAUCAUUUGUUGUCGGCUCAUUACCUCUUGCCUUUACACUAUCCGCCUCGCAACUACGACUAAUCUCCUCAAUUGGCAUGGGAGUGUUGGUUGGCACUUCUUUGAUCGUGAUUAUACCCGAGGGCGUUGAGACCCUCUACAGCGCCAGUUCUAUCAACCGCAAAAGUAUCGGCGGCCGCGCUACCAAUGUCGACUGGCCCUCGCAGGGGCUCGUUUCCACCCCAAUAUUGAACGGAGAUGGCCGUGCAUCUGCAUUGCCCUCUGGCACACCCGCGUCCUUCCUUGAAUUCGAGAGUGAACACCUACUGCCGCUCACCGACAGAGAAGCAGCCGUGGAGGGACCACAUGUCUUGAUUGCGCGCAAGGACGAGACCUCGAGUGAAAAGCAGAAGGAACAAAAAGAGGAGGAAGAAGAGAGCUCCCCGCAUGCCUGGAUCGGUAUCGCCCUCAUCAGUGGAUUCAUUCUGAUGUACCUUAUCGAUAAAAUCCCCGAGUUCGCAUCUCCAACCAAACCUGACCGACAGCCCUAUCACAUCUCUCUCGAUAAUCUUGGGUCCGGCCUUCGGCGCAGUUCCUCCCCCAUGCGCAAUGGUGGUCUCCUCGACGCAAGCCACUCGAGUUCUCGCCGCGGCCAUAGCUUUGCAACCACGACGGGCUUGGUAAUUCAUGCGGCGGCAGACGGUAUCGCAUUGGGCGCAUCCAGCACGGACACGGGACUCAGCUUCAUUAUUUUCCUAGCCAUCAUGGUACACAAGGCACCUGCUUCCUUCGGUUUGACAUCGAUUCUGUUGAAGCAGGGCCUGUCGAGCCGCACGGCGAGGGCGCAUUUGUUGGUGUUUAGUCUGGCCGCUCCGGUCGGCGCAUUGGCCACUUUCCUCUUUGCACAUGUGGUUGGAUCUCCCAGCGGCGACGAGGCUGGCUCUCUAUGGCGCACUGGAAUGCUUUUGCUCUUCUCCGGCGGCACUUUCUUAUAUGUUGCUAUGCACACGAUGCAAGAGAAUGGACCAGGCUCGAACUCACGGCAGGUGUCCUCAAAUGGCUACGGAGACUCUCGUGACUCGCCGAACGGGUCGGAUAAGUCGAUGCGCGACUUGAUUGCAUCCGUGCUGGGCAUGAUCCUGCCGCUCUUCUUGCAGAUUGGACAUGCUCAUUAA
Messenger RNA from Penicillium brasilianum, 1203 nucleotides. The record is from the annotation of a GenBank genome assembly. Lineage: Eukaryota; Fungi; Ascomycota; Eurotiomycetes; Eurotiales; Aspergillaceae.